This is a messenger RNA of Rhizophagus irregularis DAOM 181602=DAOM 197198, 285 nucleotides long. RefSeq lists its product as uncharacterized. NCBI's taxonomy places the organism in Eukaryota, Fungi, Glomeromycota, Glomeromycetes, Glomerales, Glomeraceae. The record is from RefSeq and is a predicted model, not a curated record.
AUGAAAAUAUACGCCCCUUCUAAAAACGAAAAUGUGUCACUGCGACAAAAUAUAUUUGAAUUAAUCGUACCUCAAAAUAAGGAUAUGAGAUUAUCAAAUUUAGAACCACUAAAAGGGGAAAGUGAAUCUUUGAAGCAUUUGAUUGAUGAUGAAAAUCUUCCUCCAAAUGAAUCUCAAAAAAGUUCAAAUUUUCGAUUGAAAAUAAUUUAUAUCGGUAUAACUUUUACAAAAUACAUUUCUUCCAGUAGGAUUUCAAAUAACGAAAGAAAUAUUAGGAUACCUUAA